GGUUCAAAUUGACUCAAAUAUCUGAGCGGAGACACAAUGGAGGAGAACACGGCGCAGACACAUUACUGAAAGACUUAUCUGUGUGUUACACACUGUGCAGCUCCAUCCCGGAGUGAGAGCAAACCAGCGGACAUUACAAAGAGUUGGGAUAGUCUUGUUUCUUCGCUUUUUAAACUGUUUCCAGUGGAGGAGGUUGCACUCUGGCAUUGAGCUGCAUCACAUCAGAGGUCAUCAUGCCUCCUACGACCCCAUACGCCGGGAAGUUCAGCUCUUGCGCUCCUUACAGCAACAACAACAACCACCCUCAGCCUCACAGCCCGUACCGCAGCAACACGGCCCCGAAGCCCACGAAAGAAAACGUCUGCAACGGCGCCUACUCAUCUUCAGAGAACCCCUACGACAUACCGCAGCCUCACAGUUCGUAUCGCAGCUCCUCGGUCUCCUCUAUGACCGCCAAGGAGCAUCAUUACAACAGCAGCUGCGCGGUUUCAGAGAACCCGUACUCGCCGCAGCCCCACAGCCCCCGACAGCACAGCACUUCCUGUCCCGGGCGCGCGUACCGCCACACCAGCAGCAGCAGCGGCAGCGAGCAGUCUUCUCGUAACAACUCUGUUGUGGCCAAAGGCAGACGUUACGGACACGGCGUCACCGCUAGCUACGGGGAGAUGUGUUACCACGACAACAGUUUGGUUUCAGCGUCCCUUGAGGCGCUGAUUCAGCACCUGGUUCCUACGGUUGAUUACUACCCUGAUAGGUCGUAUGUGUUCACCUUCCUGCUGAGUUCACGCCUCUUCCUGCACCCGUACGAGCUCAUGACGAGGGUUUGUCACCUGUGUGUGGAGCAGCAGCGGUCCGGUGACGCCCUGCUGGAUAAGAUCCGUUUCCGUGAGGUGGCGCCUAAGCUGGUGCAGCUGCUGACCGAGUGGACGGAGACAUUUCCAUAUGACUUCAGGGACGAGAGGAUGAUGCGCUGCCUCAAGGACAUGACGCACCAUGUGGCCCGAGGUGACGAGUACUCUUGGCGAGCCAUGCAGCAGAUGACCCAGAGGCUCAUCAAGCGGCUAUCCGCCCUCGGCCAGUAUGAAGAAGCCGUUACUGCGCUCAACGCCGUGGCGUUGGAGCGGCCCGCCUCCCUGAAAAGCAAACAGGCCUCGGGUCAGCGCAGCGACGUAAUGAGCGUGUGUGACGACCCCUUCGUCCUCGCGCAGCAGCUCACACACAUCGAACUGGACAGACUGAGUUUUAUCGGUCCUGAGGAGUUCAUCCAGACAUUCGCCAUGAAGGAUCCUCUGGAGAACCAUAAGGGUUUCUUCCGGAAGCGUAAAACCAGCAACCUAGAGGCAUACGUCAACUGGUUCAACAGACUGAGUUACCUGGUUGCCACGGAGAUCUGCAUGCCAGUGAAGAAGAAACACCGAGCAAAGAUCAUAGAGUUCUUCAUUGAUGUGGCUCAGGAGUGUUUCAACAUCGGCAACUUCAACUCCCUCAUGGCUAUCAUUACUGGGAUGAACAUGAGUCCUGUUGCCAGACUAAGGAAAACCUGGAAUAAAGUCAACACAGACAAGUUCGAAAUCCUGGAGCACCAGAUGGACCCGUCCAGCAACUUCAGCAACUACCGAACUGCGCUCCGCGGCGCCACCCAGAGGUCUGAGACCGCACACAGCAGCCAGGAGAAGAUUGUGAUUCCUUUCUUCAGUCUCCUCAUUAAAGACAUCUACUUCCUGAAUGAAGGUUGUGCCAGCAGGUUGACCAACGGGCACAUUAACUUUGAGAAACUUUGGGAGCUUGCAAAGCAGGUGAGCGAGUUCCUGGUUUGGCGUCAGGUGGUUUGUCCGUUUGACAGAGACAGAAGGAUCCUCCAGUACCUCGUAACCACGCCUGUCUUCAGUGAAGAUGAGCUGCACCUUGCUUCUUAUGAGAGUGAAGGACCUGAGAACAACAUGGAGAAAGACAGCCGGAGGUCUCUCAGAUCUUCCCUUCUGCAUCGAGAGAAUCGGUCCUAAGACAAUGACAAUCUCCUCUGCUCUGCAGACUGUAAAUGAACGAGGUAUUUUAAAGCUACAGGUUCCUUCAUAUUAUCUCAUGGACACAUUUUUAUAUUCCCUCGGACAACAAACACAGCUGGGCCCAUAUACUAACAGAUCAACAGAAGAAUAUCUUACAGUAUGUGGGCUUGGAGCUCACAAGGAGCAUAAAUGAUUUACAAAAUCAAAUACUGCAACACUCUUUGAUAAGAUUAAUCAGGUGCCAAAGGACCUCAAUGCUGCAGUUUUGAACAUUGUGAUUCCCAAGAAGAGCUCGGAGUUGUGAUUUACGUCAUCAGCUGUGCUUCUUCUUCAACAUCAGCUCGGUCCAAGGCACUUAGAGGACUUCAGACGCCUGCAGAAGUUGUCAAACGUGGAUUUUGUUUAUAUUGUGGAAGGACUCAUACCACAGAAGCAUACAGGACCAGUUUUGCCUCUGAGAUGGAUAUGGACCUGGUUGCAUUGCAACAUAAGCACUGUUUAUUUGCGGACACCCUGGCUGUUAGAAACCACAGGGAGGAGAGAUGCACUCUGAAUGGAAGAUCAUCGAUUUGUAUUAUAAAUAAACAGGCUAACAACUGCUUUUAGAAGUGGUGUUGUCUGCGGUGUUGUCUUGUUGAGUGCUCGAUUGUAACGGCAACAUUGCGAGCAGCAAAUGCACCUCAUCCAAUUCACUUUCUCUCAGUUUGCACACAGCAUCAGUUUCCGGCUAUUUUCCAGAGUCAUUCGAGCCUUUGAUCUAAUUUAAAAGAAAGUCAGUACAUCAGCUACAUAUUCCCAAACUCAUUUUGCAGACGCUGCAUUUAUCAAUCAUGCUAUUUGGUUCUAAACAUUUUGUGAUGUGUGCACUUUGACUGCGUAUUGGUGAUGCAAAAUUGUGCAAAUGUCAGCAACAUCAAGCAAAUCAUGCAAGUUAAAUCAAAUGCACUUCAGUGGGUUCGUGUGUAUUGUAUUAUAGGAUUUAGUGACUCCAAUUUUAAGGUGUCUUUAUAUACAGUAUUAAGUUGUAUUUUGUAUCAGAAGGUUAAAAAAAGUGUUUUUUCUUUAUGUACUUUCUCUGAAGUUUCACCGUGAGCUUGUUGCUGGUUGGCUGGCUCUGUGUUGGUAAGCUAUUUUUGUUAAUACAACACCAGUUCAUGUGUGACAAAGAAGUGUUUUGGGUCUGAAUGAAACACAAACUGAUGUGUGUAUGUGCAGCUUAAACAGGACCCCAUCCUCCUCUUCAUCUCAUCUGCGAUGAUGUGAUCCUUCAAAAUCUGCCUAUGAGUGCAUGUGAUGCUGUUGUGUUUUUUAAAAAGCUCAUUUUAUGUUUCAUUUUAUAAGUGUUUUCUCAUGUAUGCUUUUUUGUGUAUCAUUGUGUAACUGGUCAGGGUACUUGUACUGAAGGUCUUUGUGAAAAGAGAAUUAUAUUUUUUCUUUCAAAUAAACUGAAUAACUGAAUAA
Messenger RNA from Centropristis striata (black sea bass), 3467 nucleotides. Its product is annotated as ras-GEF domain-containing family member 1B-B-like. The record is from RefSeq and is a predicted model, not a curated record. Gene Ontology annotation, molecular function: guanyl-nucleotide exchange factor activity. Bases 234 to 2003 code for a protein of 589 amino acids. Gene Ontology annotation, cellular component: plasma membrane. Gene Ontology annotation, biological process: Ras protein signal transduction; positive regulation of GTPase activity. The transcript has 14 exons. Lineage: Eukaryota; Metazoa; Chordata; Actinopteri; Perciformes; Serranidae.